This is a messenger RNA of Ostertagia ostertagi, 2829 nucleotides long. NCBI's taxonomy places the organism in Eukaryota, Metazoa, Nematoda, Chromadorea, Rhabditida, Trichostrongylidae. The record is from the annotation of a GenBank genome assembly.
AUGGCGGGCGCUUUCAAUCCCGCAGAUCUCACCGAAGAGGAGAUGAGCCAGUUGCGAAUAUUGCGGAAGCGCAAAAUGGAGCUCAUGAGUGAGAUCGAUCACAUCAAGAAUGAGCUCCGAGACGUUGAUGCCGAGCUUGAAUCUUUAUAUUACGUCGAUGAAGGCUCGAGAUCACGUCACAAGCUCAUAUUCACGGGAAAGAAGAAGUUCAAUCAGGAUCCUGUACGGGGUAUCGAGUAUCUCACUGAUCGGGGAUUGUUAAGCCGCCAACCGAGUGCUAUAGCUCAAUGGUUGUUCAAGGGCGAAGGGCUUUCGAAAACGGCCAUUGGUGAACUGCUCGGGUUGCAUGAACCGUUCUACCUGGAAGUGCUCGAUCACUUUGUGCUGUGUCACACUUUCCAGAAUAUGUUCAUAGUUGACGCUCUUAGAGCAUUUCUGUGGUCUUUCCGUCUGCCUGGAGAAUCACAGAAGAUUGAUCGAAUCAUGGAGAAGUUUGCUCAACAGUAUGUAGCUACUAAUGAAGGUGUAUUCGACAAUGCUGACACAUGUUUCACAAUUGCUUAUUCGUGUAUUAUGCUCAACACUUUGUUGCACAAUCCAAAUGUGAAGGAUCGACCGACAUUUGAACGCUACCAAAGCAUGAACAAGGAAUUAUUGGAGGCUGGAUCUGUUAGCACAGCAACUCUCUCGCAGAUAUUUGAUUCCAUCCGAUCUCGGGAAUUUCAAAUACCGUGUGAUGAUGCGGCUCGAUUGGAUAAUGUAUUCCUGCAUCCUGAUAGGGAAGGCUGGUUGUAUAAGCAAAGUAGCAGUCAGUUUAUAUCUGGGCCGUUGUCAUGGAAGCGCAGAUGGUUUGUCCUCAGCGAUUCAUGCCUAUAUUAUUUUGAUCAUACUGCGGACAAGGAGCCCCGUGGCAUCAUUCCUCUGCAAAAUGUUGGGGUACGACGAGUGGAGUCAGCUUCUCGUCCAUUCAUGUUUGAAAUAUUCUCAUUAUCUGAAGAUGGUCGAAUAAAAGCUUGCAAAACGGAGCAGACGGGUAAGAUGGUUGAAGGUCGGCAUACUGUGUAUCGGAUCUGUGCUUCAAGCACCGAGGAUCUUAAUGCAUGGCUAGAGGUGUCUAUUUCACUGCACGAUGUGCGAUGGCAAACUGGAGUUGUAGAAGAAUUGUGUGCAGGAACUGUUCAUGACGAAGAAACAGCCGACCAGCAGGGAUUGAAUGAUGACCCAAAAGUUUACGAGGAAUUUGAUCCCUUUGCAGGACUUGAUGAGGGACAUAGAUGCAAUUCAUGCGACUGGUCGAUAGAAGGCGAUGAUCGGGACGCUAUAAUCACUCAUUAUCGCAGCCAGUGGCAUCGUUUCAAUGCACGGAAUCUGCUCAGGGGACGCCAAGCGUUAACUGAGGACCAGUUUGAGAUGUUAGGAGAGGAAGAAAGAAAAGUUGGCGAUGGAGCGCCGUCAUCGUCAUCGGAUUCUGAUGAUUCGGACGUUGAAGAAUUACCGAUGAAACUUGGCUCCAGUCACAUUUACUUUGUUCACAAUGACGAGGUGUUUUCAAUGUAUCGUUGUCUUCUUCGCCAUGGAGAGUCCACUGUAUUGCCAGCAAUUUUUGCUAGGCCGUUAGAUUGUGCUAUAUUCCUUUUAGCCGGUGGCCACUUUGCCGCUGGAGUUUUCAAAAAUGACAAGCUUGUGGCACAUAAAUCGUUUCAUCGCUAUGUUGUUCGAGCUAAACAGGGCGGAGCUCAAGGAGCCAAAGACAAAGAAAAAGGAACGAUACACUCUGCUGGUGCUACUUUGCGCAGAUACAAUGAGCGUGCCCUGGCUGAGGAUAUCGUCAAAGUGUUACAAACGUGGUCUGAGCUUCUUGCAGCUACGCCGUUAAUAUUUAUUCGAUGCGCCAGUUACCAGCGUGUGAUAUUUCACGAUGUUGACGAGAGUGGAUUUGAUAGAAAAGAUCCGAGGUUGAGAACGAUUCCCUUUGAGACAAAGCGCCCACUUGUGGACGAAGUACGAAGAACUUGGGAACGACUGGGAUCGGUCACGUGCCAUGGACAGAUGAGAGACUUUCUUGCAGAAAGGACGAAGCGGAAACAAAGAGCGAAGACUUUACUGAAAAAGAAGCGAGUUGAAACGCAAUGGACUCUGGGUGCUGAUGAGAAGGAAAAGUCAUCGUCUAAAGAAAGAAAAACGGAUCACUUGAAACCAGUGGCACCAAUGGAGGAACAACAACCCGAAGUUGACCGAUGGCCAUCGUUGAAUAGAACAACUCGAAGAGAACUUUAUUCCAUGGUUAAGGAAAACAGAGAAGACGCGCUCAAGACGCUGAUAUGUGGGCGUGAUGCAGAGGAGCAAAAAGAAAUUGUUGACUACCUCAACUGCAAUCGAUUUUCCUCGGAUAGUGGGACAUUCCUCCACCUGGCAGCGCGCAGUGGAGCUGAUAGGAUUGUGCAGUAUCUACUGGAGGCUGGCUGUGAUCCUUCAAUCAAAGACGAGCAUGACCUAGUUCCUUAUGCUUUAUCGGCAAACAAAGCCAUUAAGCAGGUUUUCGUCCAAUUUCGCCAAGAAAAUCCGCAAAGGUGGAACUGGAUAAGGUGUCAUAUUCCGGAGCCGAUACAACUCACCGACGAGCAGGCCGCUCGUGCUGCGUUCUUAGCAAUGUCAGAUCGGGAGAAGCGUGCAGCUGCCGCUGAAGCAAGACUAGCACGACUCGAAGCUGGUCCGAGAUGUGUACAGUGCGGUGUGGCGUAUACAGGAUCGGGUUUCGAAUACAUGGAGUUGAAAUUUUGUAGUCCAUCGUGUGUCACUUCGCAUCGACGAGGGCUCAUAUCAACCUAG